CACCACAGAAGGAAUGCGGUAGGCGAGGGAACGGGUGAAAGGUAGAGAGAACAGAAGCCCUUCAAGGCAGAGGAGCCAGGCGAGAACAGGAGCAGAAAGAAGCUGAGGAGUUCAAAGGGAGCAGAGAAGGUUUCAAGCUCCCAGCAGCAGAAUGUCGGUGGUCGGUGCCCAGCCAUUCCUGAAGCCCAUGCAUCCUUCUUCCCCGGCAUCGCCCGGCCUGCAGCGACGCCAUACGUUGCCCGCCAGCGAGUUCCGUCCGCUCAACACACAGGACGCCAUCAGCGUGUUUGAGAUUGAGAGAGAAGCCUUCAUCUCCGUGUCGGGGGAGUGUCCGCUGCACCUGGACGAGGUGCGGCACUUCCUGACUCUGUGCCCAGAGCUGUCCAUGGGCUGGUUUGAGGAGGGCCGACUGGUCGCUUUCAUCAUCGGCUCUCUGUGGGACCAGGACAGGCUGACUGUUGACGCCCUGACCCUCCACCGUCCCCAGGGCACCACGGUCCACAUCCAUGUGCUGGCGGUGCACCGCACGUUCCGGCAGCAGGGCAAGGGCCCCAUCCUGCUGUGGCGCUACCUGCAGUACCUGCGCUGCCUUCCCGCCGUGCGCCGCGCCACGCUCAUGUGUGAGGACUUCCUGGUUCCCUUCUACCGCAAGUCUGGUUUCAAGGUCCGGGGGCGCUGUGCCAUCAGUGUGGCCAGCCUCACCUUCACAGAGAUGCAGCACUGCGUCAGCGGACACGCCUUCAUGAGGCGCAACAGCGAAGCCAUCGGGUUCUCUCAGAAUCCCUUGCUGCUGGCCAGGCCACAGAACUCAGAGACACUGGAUUUCUGAGGAGAGGAGGGGUGAGAAGGGGAUUGGACGA
Molecule: messenger RNA, 860 nt
Organism: Hypomesus transpacificus
Lineage: Eukaryota; Metazoa; Chordata; Actinopteri; Osmeriformes; Osmeridae
Product: serotonin N-acetyltransferase-like
Exons: 4
Coding region: 152-829 (225 amino acids)
Biological process (GO): response to light stimulus; circadian rhythm
Cellular component (GO): cytoplasm
Molecular function (GO): aralkylamine N-acetyltransferase activity
Source: RefSeq, a predicted model, not a curated record